Dipodomys ordii (Ord's kangaroo rat) is the source of this 387-nucleotide messenger RNA. RefSeq names its product achaete-scute family bHLH transcription factor 4 (gene Ascl4). Lineage: Eukaryota; Metazoa; Chordata; Mammalia; Rodentia; Heteromyidae. Gene Ontology annotation, molecular function: protein dimerization activity. The transcript is spliced from 2 exons. Bases 1 to 387 code for a protein of 128 amino acids. The record is from RefSeq and is a predicted model, not a curated record.
AUGGAGAAACGUAAGCCGACCGUGCCGUACCCGCUGCGCCCGGUGCCUCUGGCCCGAGUCCCUCCCGGGGAGGCGUUCGGGGUCCCCGAGCGCCAGGAACAAGCGCGCAGUUGGGAGCGGAGACGGCCGUGCCCGCCCCUGCCGCUGGAGGGCGCCGCGGAGCCCGCCUUCCUGCGCCUGCGCAACGAGCGCGACAAGGUGGAGACGCUGCGCGCCGCCAUCGGCUACAUCCGGGACCUCCAGGAGCUGCUGGAGCACCACGCGCGCGCCCGGGACAGCCCGGCGGGGGCCGCCCCGCUGCGCAGGGCCGAUUGCAACAGCGACGGCGAGUCCAAGGCCUCCUCGGCGCCCUCGCCCUGCAGCGAGCCCGAGGACGGGGCCAGCUAG